This is a messenger RNA of Thecamonas trahens ATCC 50062, 2612 nucleotides long. RefSeq lists its product as uncharacterized. NCBI's taxonomy places the organism in Eukaryota, Apusomonadida, Apusomonadidae. Gene Ontology annotation, molecular function: protein binding; zinc ion binding. The record is from RefSeq and is a predicted model, not a curated record. The coding region runs from base 267 to 2612 and encodes 781 amino acids. The transcript has a single exon.
CCUUGUCUUAUCCAUUGUCGCGUACGGUUCGUAGGAAGCAGUCUCCACAACCGUUACCGACAAGACUACGCAAAAGACCAAGUCACCCCCCCCCAUCUUGCUUACUUUCGUACUUGCUUGAUCCUCUUAUCACGAGGUUCAUUCCCCGCAACUCUUUCCUCCCCCCCCCCUUGUUGUGUACUUGACCGAACGUCGGCGGUACAUCGAAACCUUUGUGUGACGUCUUGCUUCCAUUUUCGAACGCUUGCUCUUUGUCUCUGACAACCAUGCGUGUGGUCAAGAUUACCUUUGGCGCUGAGACGCGCCGGUUCCGGCUCAACCCGGAGACGACGACGUUUACUCGGCUGCGCGAGCUUGUGAAGCAGUCAUUUGCUCCGCUUGCUGGUGACGCCACGGAGUUUGUGCUCAAGUGGACCGACGAGUUCUCGGAGGUCAACGUGCUCGGCUCCAACCUCGAGCUGACCGAGGCCUUCCAUGUGGCGGGCACGGCGCUCAACCCCCCGAUUCUGCGGCUGAUGGUGGAGGCUUCCGAGCCUGCGCCUGGCGCCGCGACUCCUCUCCCCUCGCCCGUGGUGGUGGCGGUGACGGCUGAUGCCGAGGAGGAGGAAGACGAUGAUGAUGAUGAUGAUGAUGAUGAUGAUGAUGCUGAUGCUGCUGAUGCUGCUGAUGCUGCUGAUGCUGCUGAUGCUGCUGAUGCUGAGGACGAGGACGCGCGCGGCGCUUCGUCGUCGUCGGGCGACAACAAGUCGACUGACGACGGCCCCGACGCGGCGCAGGGCCGCACGGUUCUCGUGGCUUGGCUCCGGCACGUGCUUGCCGGCGGCAAGGGUUCUGUGGAGCCGCAGUGGCUCAACGACCUGAUGCACUCGGCGCUGGAGGCGUUUGGCGGAGUGCAGGGCCUGAUUGCGCAGGCCGAGGCGUCGCCGGACGCUGUGCCGGAGGAGCUGGUGGCGAGCGCGGCUGAUCUGCUUCUGGGCAACACCGAGCUCCGCAGCGUGCUCGCCUCGCUGGAGGUGGUGCCGAUGGAGGAGGUGCUUGAGGAGCGUGCAGCGGCCGAGGUUGCGGCUGCGGCUGCUGCGACGGCCGAGGCCGAGGCUGCAGCGGUGGCGGCCGAGGCCGAGGCUGCGGCUGCCGAGGCUGCUGCGGUUGCUGCGGCUGCCGAGGCUGAGUCGGCUGCUGCUGCUGCGGUUGCUGCUGCUGCUGCUGCGAGCGGGCGCGAGGGCGCUGCGGCUGCGGCUGCUGUGCGGCGUGGGCCGCAUGCGCGACUUGCGCAGGCCAUCGACGACAUCUUUGGAUCUGUGAUGUCGCAGGUUGUGCAGCCGAUCCUGAAGGCGUCGACGGAGAGCGCGUCGAAGAACGCGCUUCACAUUGCGGCGGCGCUUGCGCCGCAGCUUGCCGCGGACCGCGCGGCCGAGGCUGCGGGCGCAGGCGUGGUCCACGCCGGGGUGCGGUGUGACGGGUGCCAGGUCUCGAUCCGUGGUAUCCGCUACAAGUGCACGGUGUGCGACGACUUUGACUUGUGCGUCGAGUGCGAGCGCACCGGGGCCGCGGGCCAUGUUGCUACGCAUCUGUUCCUCAAGAUCCGCAAGCCCGUGCGGAUUCGGCGCGGCGCGCUGCUGCCGGACCUCUACGCGGCGCAGUCGCAGGCCAAGUGCGGCUGGCGGCACCGGCGCCGCAACGUGGCGCGGUGGAUGGAGCAGCGCAAGCCCGUGGCCGAGCCUGUGGCGCCGUCCGAGCCUGCACCCGCGGCAGAGCCCGUGGCGCCGGCUGUGGUCAAGGCCGCGGCCAAGCCGGCCAAGCCGGCGAAGAAGAAGUCGCCGCGGUUUGUGGCACGGUUCAUCGCCGACGUGACCAUGCCCGACGGGACCAAGCUGGCGCCGGCGACGCAGUUUGUCAAGAUCUGGCGGAUCCGCAACGACGGCGAGACCGAGUGGCCCGAGGACACGCGGCUGGAGUUUGUGGGAGGCGACUGCAUGCUUGGCAAGGCGGUGGCGGUCCCGGCGGCUGCGCCUGGAGAGUGCGUCGACGUGGCGGUCGACAUGGUGGCGCCGCGCCCGGCCGGGCGCUACUGCGGCUACUGGCGCCUUCGCUCCGGCACCGGCGUUCGGUUCGGCCACCGGGUCUGGGUCGACGUCCUCGUCGUGCCGCAGGAGCCGGUCGAGGCUGACGACGACGACGACGAGACCGUGAUCGAGACCGAGGCUCCCGCCGAGGUUGACAACGGCGCGACGUCUGCGUCGUCGGCGGCCGGCAAGGAGGUCGACGACGACUCGGUUGUGGCCGAGGCUCUCGAGCCGGCGGCGACUUCGGCUGAGCUUGAGGCCGAGGCCGAGACCGCCGAGGCCCAGAUCGCCGAGACCGAGGCGGUGGUCGACGGCGCGGUCGAGGAGAUCGCGGUCGAGGCGACGCCCGACGACGCUGUGGCGGCGUCGGACGAUGACCUCGUCAUCGUUGGCGACUUUGCCUCGGAGGUUGCCGCCGAGACCGAGGCCGACCUCCCGCCUCUCGCGCAGCUCGAGGCCAUGGGCUUUGGCGACACCGAGCGCAACCUGACCCUGCUCUCCAAGCACGACAACAACGUCGCGCGGGUUGUGGCCGAGCUCCUCUCGUGA